Molecule: messenger RNA, 1674 nt
Organism: Drosophila eugracilis
Lineage: Eukaryota; Metazoa; Arthropoda; Insecta; Diptera; Drosophilidae
Exons: 3
Coding region: 40-1674 (544 amino acids)
Source: RefSeq, a predicted model, not a curated record
UGCGAGCACUUUACCCCUCCAUUAGCAUACAGAUAUAGUAUGUUCAAGUCCAAGUCCUUCGAUUUGGUGAACGAGGAAAAGACUAAGAAACCGGAGCGGCUGUAUCAGCCGCGUCGAAUGAGAUGGCUGAAGUACAUCAUCCUGCCGGCCGUCUUUUCCUUCGCUCUUCUGCUGAUCCUGGUCAAUGUGGACUUCUCCGAUAACAGUGAGGAGGCUAUCUCCAAUUCAACGGACCUUGGCAACUCGCUUUUGAUGUCUAAUCGUAAAUUUAGGAAUAACUCUCUGGAAUACAGCCACCUUUCCAGCAGUUAUGCAUUGCAUAACCUAACCAUCGAGAACUGCUCUAUAAUCCAUAUCAGCGAUGGGACUUUCGAUCAAAACAGCACCCGAUACUUGAUGAGCUUGCAACUUGUCAAUGUGCAACUGGAAAACUUAACAGAAUCAGCCUUACAAGGCCUUCAAAAGCUACAGAACUUCACCUUGGUUAAUGGCAAUAACCGGUUUAGGCCUUAUGGGUUCCUUUCAGCUGUGGCUGAAACGCUAGUUAAUGCCAGGGUUCAUCAGUCGUACUCCACUGAGGUUAUUUAUACGGUCGCAGACUUCCUUGGAUCCCGGAACUUUACCGAGUUGACAUUUUUAGAUCUGAGUGGAACUAACUUCGGAGGGAGUCUCAGUUCAGAUUCCUUUGACAAUGUUCCCGCGCUGGAGGAACUGAUUAUAAAGGACUCUGGACUAAGCCAAAUCGAGUGGGACACUCUACCCCUUAGGCUACAGCUGAUGCAACAUCUGGACUUAAAUGAAAAUCAGGAGUUGAGAAGCUCCACAACUCAGCUGGAAUCAUAUCGGUAUACCUCGGAGAAAUUUAUUUACGAUGAUGAGGUGUCUACUAUCCAGGCUAAAAGAGCCUUUGAUCCUGGAUUAGUAUUUGACACAACACUACCAACGACACCAACAAGAGCUCCAACCACUGCAGAGCCAACCACACCAAGCGAACCAUUUACAGUCUCCACACCGCCGUCGGCCUGCGAUGAGGAAAAGUGUCAAGAUCUCGUGUGUUCCCGUAUCUCUUCCAAUACAUCGGUUGGAUCUGCAGAUUUGGAGAGUUCAUCCACUUGCAAGGAUGGUCUUCUGGUGGAGAUCUGCGAAUCGGAAUGCUCCACUCCGACAUAUUUCUGUGUGGUGUUAGGCGUCAAUUUUAGCUCCUCAUCUGACUGCUGUUCUCUUAAGACCAUGAGGUGUGUGGUGCCCACAACAGCAUCCUGGUUUGACGAUCACAGCGGUCUGGUUAUUGGAUUGGGAAUUGGCCUCCUCUUCGUUGGCAGCCUCCUCGGGAUGCUCAUUGUCUUUGGAACUCUUCGCCUGAAGCCCUCCUGGUUAAGGAGCAGUAAGCGGCGGGAAUCUACCACGACAGGCCUCAUUCCCCGUAGGUUUGAGAAGGAAGUUUACGGCAAUACGGGGACUCCGAUUGCGACUCUCGACAAUAACGAAUAUAUCACCGCCUAUCACCGAUACCUGGAACAAGCAAAUCACCGCCAGACAGAGUCAAACAAAUAUAUAUGUCCGCCCAGGGACAGGGCGCCUUCGGUUCCGCCCUCCAGUGACUACCCUCUGCCACUCCCGCCCAGAAAUAACUACAUCUACGAGAGCUGCGAGGUCUACGAGGAGCUUCCGUAG